Suncus etruscus (white-toothed pygmy shrew) is the source of this 1840-nucleotide messenger RNA. It is a transcript of the gene TMEM44, whose product is annotated as transmembrane protein 44. The coding region runs from base 119 to 1453 and encodes 444 amino acids. The transcript is spliced from 11 exons. Lineage: Eukaryota; Metazoa; Chordata; Mammalia; Eulipotyphla; Soricidae. The record is from RefSeq and is a predicted model, not a curated record.
CCGGCGGAGCCGAUCGCAGGGCCCGGGGCGAGGGCUCGGCCUCUCCGGCACGCGGGGGCUCGGAUCCUGGGUCCCGGGGAGCCGAACCGAACCGAACCGAACCGAGCCGAACCGGGCCAUGGGGGAGGCGCCCAGCCCGGCGCCCGCGCUCUGGCCCUGGGGCUACCUGGACCGCUGCUUCGCCCGCCACCGCGUCUGCCUCUCCUUCGGCCUCUGGGUCUGCUCCUCCUGCUGCCUGCUCGCCGCCCACGUUCUACUCCUCUAUCUGCGAUGUGUCAGGAGGACCAGAAAAGACCAGUCAGUGCUGACUGCUGCCUGCUUCCUCCUGGCCAGUCUGUGUGACCCUGCAGGGGCCAUUCUGGCCAAACAGCUCACCAUCCAGGUUUUCACAGGGGCCUACCUAGCAGCUGUUCACCUGGCGACCUUUGUGUUUGUUCUCUUCCCCAUCUGCCGUGCCAAGUCCACUUCCAGUUCAGGUUGGGGCUCCCAGGAGAGGAGGCGGGGACAGCAGCUUCAGACCAGCAUGUUUGCCCUGAUGCUGCCGCUCAGCCUGGGCCCGGGUUGGACUCUCUGGGCUGCGGCUCCGGUGGCCUCUGCCCCCAUCCGAGGGCCGCAGAGGAGGCUGCUGGGAAGUCUGCUGCAGGACAACACGGAAACCCUCGGCUGCCUGCUGGGGACCGUCGCCGCCUUGGGCUCCUGGGCCUCCCGCUUCUCCCCACUCUCCAGAACCUGCCAGGGUGAGGCGGUUCCCUCCAUCAGCCUCUGGACCUGCCUCCUGUCGGCCCUGGACGGCCUCCUCUAUGCCUCAGCCAUCGUGGCCCAUGACCAGCGACCAGAUUACUUGCUCCAGGCCACACCUUGGCUCCUGAGCUCUCUGGGCGGUGCUGCUCUGGACCUCUCUAUCAUCUUCCUGUCCUGGUGCGUGCAGUGCGGGAUGUGUGAGUCCUGGACAGGGGCAUCUGAAGGUCAUCAGAGCCCUGACACCCAGGCCCUUCUCACCAGUGGUGCAGACGAGGAAGAAAGUCCUUCAGCGAGGAGCAAGAAUUCCGACUGGGUGCCUCUCACCACACUGCCACAUUGCAAAUCAUUCCAGACAAUGGCAGCUAUCAGUCACUACAUGGAGUUGACCGUGGAGCCAGUGCAGAGGGCCGGCUGCAGAGCCACUGAGCUUUCAGGCAAUGGACAGACCAGCCCCCGGGCAGUGUCCCCGCAGGAGCCCCCCUCGUAUCCUCCCGUGCAGGUCAUCCGGGCCUGCGUGUCCUCCAGCAGCGGCUCUGAGGCCUCAUCCAUCAACUCAGACCUCGAGCAGAAGUAUUGGGAAGCCCUAAACUCCGAGCAGUGGGAUCUUGAAGAUUUAAACUCUGGCAGAGACAGAGGCAGUCAUAUGGAGAUACUCAGAGCCCAGGUGCUCAGAAGCUCUAUGAUGCAAGUAGACUUGAACUCUGAUGAAUAGGACUUCUGUUCAGAGCCCAAGAUCUGCCCUGCAGUCAUCAUCAACCUACAGCAUAUAUGUGCCCCCAGGCCGUGGGAGGAAUUUGAGCUUCUGCAGAGUCUGCAUGUGGCAGUGAGGAACCAGGAGCUGAGCGUGGUUGGUCUUUACAGUGUCUCAGCAUGAUGCUAAGAUGUGGUGUCCUCUGGACAGCUCCAGAAAUGCACAGUUUGUUUUAAAGAAAUGAAGUUCAUUGACUUCUCUUAAUUUUCAUCUGAAGGGUCCUGAAUCCUCUUACCUUUAGUUCCAGCCAGGAAGGAGUUUCUCUAACAGAAGGUCUACCACUGUGCUAUCUCUUCGGCUCCAAGUUAAUGUAUUUCUAUGGAAGUUGAUACUACUGAUUUUUAAAUA